CUUAAUGUCCAUCCCCCAUCUGGCAGCUCCUUCCAGCGAUAUAUCGAGCUAACGCACAGGCGAUCUAACGGAGGCUGUCUCUGCUGAUGAAGACAAUGAUUACAUUUUACAAAUAUUCAAAAAGGCUGGACUAAAAUUUCUCUUCGUUUCAGAUGCCAGUUCACCUGAAAGCUGUCAGAAAUGACUUGGAGUGACGCUGUUGAGGACUGAGCGGCUGCAGAGAGGACAGACCAGUGCAUGAGGAGCGUGACUCUGCUGCAGACCGCCACAGCCUGAAGCCAUCCUGCCAAAUCUGGAGACCAUGUCUGGAGCCUACGACGAGUCCGCCAGCCAGGAGGAGACCACAGACAGCUUCUGGGAGGUUGGGAACUACAAACGUACAGUGAAGCGGAUUGACGAUGGUCACCGGCUCUGCAACGACCUGAUGAACUGCAUCCAGGAGCGUGCCAAAAUUGAGAAAGCCUACGCACAACAACUGACCGAGUGGUCUAAGAGGUGGAGACAGCUAGUAGACAAAGGGCCUCAGUAUGGCACAGUAGAGCGAGCUUGGAUGGGGGUGAUGACGGAGGCCGAGAAGGUGAGCGAACUUCACCAGGAAGUGAAAAACAACCUGAUCAACGAGGACUUUGAGAAAGUGAAGAACUGGCAGAAAGACUUGUACCACAAACAGAUGAUGGGAGGAUUCAAGGAAACCAAAGAGGCAGACGAGGGUUUCAAGAAGGCCCAGAAACCCUGGGCCAAAAAGCUAAAAGAGCUCGAGGCUGCCAAGAAGUCCUACCACAUGGCCUGCAAAGAGGAGAAGCUGGCAUCCAUCAGAGAGGCCAACAGUAAGGGAGAGGCCUCUCUGACCGCUGACCAGCAGAAGAAACUCCAGGAGAAAGUGGAAAAGUGCAAACAGGACUCACAGAAGGCCAAGGAGAAGUAUGAGAAGGCUCUGGAUGAGCUGAGUAAGUGCACUCCACAUUACAUGGAAAACAUGGAGCAGGUGUUCGAUCAGUGCCAGCAGUUUGAAGAGAAGAGGCUGAGCUUCCUCAGGGAGGUGCUGUUGGACGUCAAACGCCACCUCAACCUCACAGAAGACCAAAGCUAUGCUACAGUGUACGGAGAACUUGAACGUUCCAUCACAUCGUCCAGCCCGCAGGAAGAUCUGAAGUGGUUCAGCAACACCCACGGCCCCGGCAUGCAUAUGAACUGGCCACAGUUUGAGGAAUAUAACCCAGACCUUACCCAUAACAUCACGAAGAAAGAAAAAUCUAAGAAAGGCAGCGAUGGAGUCUUGCUGACUAACGUCACAACAGCAGUGGACCACGCUCAAGCUGGUGACCGGGGAAGUGUCAGCAGCUACGAGAAGAACCAGGCGUACACGGCCUCCACAGAGUGGUCGGACGAUGACCAGACAGCCCCAGACUCGGGCAACGACACCAACGGAGGGCCGAACCCCUUCGACGACGAUGUGGGCAAAGGUGUGAGAGUGAGAGCGCUGUACGACUACGAAGGCCAGGAGCAGGACGAGCUCAGCUUCAGAGCAGGUGACGAGCUGAUGAAGCUGGAAGACGAGGACGAACAGGGCUGGUGUAAAGGUCGCCUAGACAGCGGGCAGCUGGGUCUUUACCCGGCCAAUUAUGUGGAGCCGAUGUAGCUGUUCCAGCUGAGGACGCUUGCCUCGUCGGAGGGCAAACCCAGACUGAACCGUCCAGUCAUAACUGCACAUUGCCAGAGACUUGAAAGCAACGCUUCCUCUUCCCGUCGGGCACAGUGAGCUGUCUUCAUCUCAGCACUCAUCACAGAGAAGACUUUACUGUUCAGGAUCACAUCAUCAUCCAAACACUGCAACACAAACACUGCAAACACUGAAGCAAAUUAUUUUAGUCUCUUAUGUGUGGAGCUGUGUGUGAUUCCAGAUGUGACGCUAAUAUGCCAUAUAGUAUGUUCUCUCAUCAUAAUAUUGAUAUGGUAUUGUCAGUUGUGCCUGGAUAGGGAGAAUACGCUAUACAUUGUGCAUUUCAUGUACAUAUAUAUAAUUAAUUUUUUUUUUUACAGUCUGGAUGC
Molecule: messenger RNA, 2049 nt
Organism: Perca flavescens (yellow perch)
Lineage: Eukaryota; Metazoa; Chordata; Actinopteri; Perciformes; Percidae
Gene: pacsin1b
Product: protein kinase C and casein kinase substrate in neurons 1b
Exons: 11
Coding region: 302-1639 (445 amino acids)
Biological process (GO): neuron projection morphogenesis; positive regulation of dendrite development; cytoskeleton organization
Cellular component (GO): cytoplasm; endosome; plasma membrane
Molecular function (GO): phospholipid binding; protein binding
Source: RefSeq, a predicted model, not a curated record